This is a messenger RNA of Fopius arisanus, 2967 nucleotides long. It is a transcript of the gene fz4, whose product is annotated as frizzled 4. The transcript has 6 exons. Gene Ontology annotation, molecular function: Wnt-protein binding; Wnt receptor activity. Gene Ontology annotation, cellular component: plasma membrane. The record is from RefSeq and is a predicted model, not a curated record. Lineage: Eukaryota; Metazoa; Arthropoda; Insecta; Hymenoptera; Braconidae. Gene Ontology annotation, biological process: non-canonical Wnt signaling pathway; canonical Wnt signaling pathway. The coding region runs from base 387 to 2258 and encodes 623 amino acids.
UCUGCGCGUACCUCCGCUUCACCGAUUUUUAUUCAUUAUCACGUCUUUUUUUUUCCCGCGUCAUGUAUUUCUGGGUGUUAUCGGCGUGUUAUCGCACGGAUUAUCCGAUUUUAUCGUGAUAUGUGGAGUAAACUCUGUGGUUUUUAGUGGUACAAGUUGGUAAAACCCCGGAAAGUUGAAAAUCCACUUGAUUUGUAUUCAAUGCACGCUAUCGAACGGAAAAACUUGGAAAAAACUGGGAAAGGUGCCGCACACUGAUUUCGCCGAAGCUAUGGCUGUGCAACUCGUUUGUUUCUCCGUGUUUUUGAAUUUGUUGUUUUUUGUGGAUUACUGAGGGGAGAGACAACAUGGGAGGGAGAUUAGUCGAGUGAUUGCCGAUUGUUUUGAUGGAGAAGUUGCUGGAGAUUGCCAACAUGUGGUGGCUAUUGUUGUUGAUGCUGGUGAGGACUAUUUCAUGUGCUCAUGGGGCUUGUGAACCCAUUAGGAUUGAGAUGUGCAGGGGAUUGGGGUACAAUGUCACAACUAUGCCCAAUCUUGUGGGCCAUGAGAUCCAGGGGGAUGCUGAUUUCACCCUUCAAACAUUCAGUCCACUUAUUCAAUAUGGAUGCAGCGCACAAUUGCACUUGUUCCUGUGCUCUGUGUAUGCUCCGAUGUGCACGGAGAAGGUGUCAUCACCCAUUGGACCUUGUCGAGGUCUGUGCGAACAAGUGCGAGCAAGGUGUUAUCCUGUUCUCCAGGGGUUCGGAUUCCCCUGGCCGGCGGCUCUCAAUUGCUCCAAAUUUCCGCCCAAGAACAAUCACCAGCACAUGUGUAUGGAGGGUCCGGGUGAACCGGGACCUGUCAAUCCCAUUCAGGCGAUUGGAGCUGGCAACGGUCCCUGGGGCUGUUCCUGGUACGCUAAUUCAGGAAAAUAUGUCUUCCUGAAUCGUUCAGGGAGGUGUGCAGCUGCCUGCGACGCCGAUAUCCUCUGGAGUCAGAGGGAAAAGCGGUUGUUCGAAGUCUGGAUGGCUGCCUUCACCACAAUCUGUCUAAUAUCCGUUGCCGUGGCAAUUUUUGCGCUUCUAAGACCGAGAAAUCAGAGGACUACAUUGACAAUCGGUGAAAAUGCAAUAGCUUUCCUGACCCUCUGCCACACAGCAGUUGCCAUCGGCUACGUAAUACGACUGGCAGCAGGUAGAUAUACAGUGGCAUGCACCCCAGCUAUUCCCCUCCAUCCCCAGGAUCAGGUGGUGAUAGCUCAACAACAGCAACAAUACCUCACUCAGGACGGCCUCGCCAAUCCCUACUGUGCCAUUGUCUUCCUCCUGGUGUACUAUUUUGGAAAUGCUGCCAGUGUGUGGUGGGUGGUACUGUGCACCUGGUGGUGCAUUGCAGCUCGAAGAUGGAUUCGUUCUUCAGCUAGUGCUGCCCUGAAGGAAGAGGGUUUUGGUCUUCAACAGGGCUUCUCAACCGUGGGAGCUGUUGUUGCCUGGGGCUUCCCAGCUGCUCACACAAUCGCUGUCCUCGUAACGCGAGACGUUGAUGCUGAUGAACUGACAGGAAGCUGCUUCGUAGGCCAGCAAAACUCUCGUUCCCUCUUGCUGCUGGUGCUCACUCCUCAGCUGAUCUAUUUAUUAGUGGGCUCCACUUUUCUUCUCUCAGGAAUAGCUACUCUCCUGCUUCCUCAUCCCUCAGUAAAUCCACCACCACCCUCGACAGUCCACACGAAUCCCUUGAUGAGACAAAGAGACGCAAAAUCACCAGCUGAAGUGCAUCGCCGGCAAAAAUCAUUGCUGACUCGAGCUGGAAUUUUCGCGUGUGUCUACGCACUCGUCAUGAUGUGUACAACGAGUGUAAUUCUGUACGAGUGGUGGGGAAGGGAUUCGUGGCUGAGAGCCCCAGAGCCCUCCAGCACCCCCAGGAUGCCCUCUCGACCGCAACUUCAAUAUUUCGUUCUCAAGGUGAUAGUCUCCUUGAGUGGAGGGGCAGCUGCUGCUGCCUGGAUCUGGUGGCCCAGUCUUCUCACCAUCUGGAGGAGAAUGCCACCCUGGAAACAACCCCCACACAAAUGUCAUCCUCAUGCUGUGCCUGUCAUGCACUGCUACAGUCCCACCUCCAGCUCCACCAAUCAUCAGAUUCAUCACUUGGGGCAUUUAGCACCUCCACAGCAUCAUCUACUGCAUCAGCAUGGGGUCAGUGGUGGAGGUAUGCCUCACAGGAGUCAUAAGAAGUACAGGAAGCACAGAAAAUAUCACAGUGGAAGUGAAACGCAGGUCUGACUCGAUGGAACACGUGUGGAGGAUAUUCUCGAUAAUUCGUGAACUAAUAAGGAAAUUUCGAUUAGUCAAGUGGUAUUUCAAAAAUCGAUAGCAUAUCAUCGACAUGAAAAAAAAAGACUGCAAGAAAUUAUCUCCCACUACUAAUACACAUCUUCUGAAACAGAACUCCUUCACGCGUGUAAAGAAUCAUAAAAAGUAUGCAGAUUAUUUAUUUUUAGAGAGGGAAUUGAUGUCAAACAUCGGGCCCAUUAAAUUGUAAAUAAUUAAUAAGUUUUCUUCCAUUAUUAUUAUUUGCAUGAGAUGUCGACUGCCUUUGUCUACUUAAUUAUUUAAGAAUAAUUAGAGAGUAAUUAAGAAUUAUUCGAGGCUGUAAAUACCCAUUUUAUCAUCGAGACGAUAAAAAAAAAUAUUACCGGUGCAAAAAGUUUUUUUUUCUGAAUACAUCUCGUACUUCUUGAUGUUUAUCAUCGAUAGGAGUAAUAGUAGUUCUGUAAGUACUCGACAACUGGCGUUUUAAUUUAGAUACGGAAAUGAAUAACCACUUGCAGGCAGUUCCAGAAGAACGAGGGACGAUUGUGAUACAAUCUCAUUUAAUUAUAGGCCAUAACGUUAGACUACUCAUUUAUGAUUCUAAAUCAUUAACCGAGUUUCAAGACUUUUGUAUUAUAGCCAUUUACUGAACAAUUUUAUAAAAUUAUCAAACAUUAAA